ACGCUGAUUAUACAGGCAUUGAAAAGCCACCAUCUGUUACAAACAACGGGAGAUCUAUGAAAUUCAACCAAUUGGUAUCUUUCUUUGAUAAUAUAUCUACAGAGAAGGAUACUCUUAAGCGUAGUAGAAAGUUAGAAAAGCUAUUCGAUUAUCAUCGCAAACAAUUUGGCAAUGAUUUCUACAAUCUACUCAGAUUAAUGAUACCUGAACGCGAAAGGGAGAGGUCUAUGUUCGGUAUAAAAGAAGCUGUCUUAGCUAAGAUAUACGUAGAACUACUCGCCCUAUCUAAGGAUCAUAAAGACGGCCAUAGGUUACUCAGUUGGAAGGCACCCACUGCUGGUAACUUCGUUAGCGGUGAUUUUGCCAGUGUUCUUGUUGACGUCAUGAAGAACAGAGUCAGUUAUGAGCGCAAAUCUGAAUUCACGAUUGAUGAAGUCAAUGAUAAGCUUGAUCAGCUAUCCAGGGCGAAGAACUUCAUACAAAAGAAAGACAUUAUGAAGGAAUUUGCAAGAAAUUGUGACACGACUGAACAGUUCUGGCUGGUGAGAAUUCUUUUAAAGAAUCUCAAAAUAAGCAUUCGAGAACGCUCCAUAUUGUCGCAUUUUCAUCGUGACGCCUAUAGCUUGUUUGAAGUCACGACUGAUCUUCGCACCGUGGCUUAUAAACUAUAUGAUCCAUCCAUCAGAUUACAUGAUAAUGAUUCAAGUGUGCAGCUAUUUCAGGUCUUCCAACCAAUGUUAUGCAAGCGUAACGUUAUUCCUCAAAUCAUAAAGAAGAUGCCCAAAAGUGUACCUUUUGUAGUCGAGGAGAAGAUGGAUGGUGAACGCAUUCAGUUACACAAGAAAGGUACCAAAUACAAGUAUUGGAGCAGGAAUGCUAAAGACUACACAUACUUGUAUGGUGAAAACCCCAAAGAAGGCUCUUUUACACCACAUAUUCAUCACUCAUUCGACGAUCGUGUUGACGAGAUUGUUCUCGACGGUGAAAUGUUGGCAUAUUCGGCAGCAGUCGACACGAUACUACCAUUUGGUACACUCAAGAAAGCUGCAAAAGGCGAUAUUAAUAUACAUCCAGUUUUCAUAGUCUUCGACGUACUUUGGGUCAAUGGCAAAGACAUAUCUAAAUACCCCUUUAAGGAGCGCCAAAAGGUUGGAAAGACCGUAUUUAAUCCAAUUUCUACAAGAAUAGAACAUGUCUCCAGAUGGGAAGCCACCCAAGCUGAUGAAUUGAAGCAAUCACUCGAACGUAUCAUCAUAUCAAAGGGUGAAGGGCUAGUGGUUAAAUCACCACUAUCAUUGUAUGAAUAUGGCGGACGUUCAGACCAAUGGAUCAAGUUAAAACCAGACUAUUUUGAUGAAAUGUCAGAAACUGCUGAUCUUCUCGUUAUAGGAGGGAACUGGUCUGCGUCCAGGAAUGGUACGAUAUCAACUCUUUAUUGCGCAUUGGUCGAUGAUAGACAUGAAACAGAUGAACCAGACUUCCUUACCUUCACCCGUGUCGGUACGGGAUACACUGCGAUGGAUCUGGAACUAAUUAAUCAGCAUUUUCGCAAAAGUGAAACACGGAAAUAUACCCCUGCAUCUGUAUACCCUGGUAUCGAGAUUGGUAAUGAAACGCCAGACAUUAUUAUUGACCCUAAAGAUUCCUUCGUUGUCGAAAUCAAAGCUAGUGAUAUCAACCGAUCUGUAAAUUAUCCUUGUGGAUACACGUACAGAUUCCCUCGCUUUAAGCGUCUCAGAUUAGACAAAGGCAAUGGGCGCGAGAAUCCAGUUGAUCCUGACAAUAUGUUUAAGUAUAGUGAUAUGAUCGCUAUGAGAGAUGGCAUACAAUCGUCGCGUAGGAAGCAAACAGAAGAUAAAAUAAGGGAAAAAAAGCGAGCUCAGCCGACAAAGAAGAAAAAACAGGUCAUCAGUUCUCGUGCUGUUGCUAACGUGCGGGCCGAAAAAGACAACGUACGAAGCAACCUGUUUGAAGGCUGCGCUUUCCGUAUUCUCAAUGGCACAAAUGAUCUCGAAGUUUCAGAUCUCGCCGUCCUUGUCUCAGAAAGGAAAGGUAUGAUAUUAUCAAAGAUACCCAAUGAUGAGGAUUGCCCGGAACCACUACUGGUAGUCGCUGGGAAACCUACAGCUGUACAGGUUACACAGUUAAUGAAGACCCAAAAACGCUCUAUUCUAUCUGCUAAUUGGCUACUUGAUUGUGUUAAGCACAACUGUAUCAUACCUUUGGAAGGUAAAGAUGGGGAAUCCCAAUGGGUGUUCGAAUGUGCAACUGAUAGAGAUACAAUAUUGAACACUCUCCGACCCUUCUUUGUCACACCUGAAGGUAGAAAUCUUCCCGGAGUGUCUCAAGGUCAAAUAGAUGAAGACGCCGUUGGCGAAAUUAACGAGUUGAAAUUCGCGGAAGAGCCCACAUUACAUAGUGAGGCUGAUUCCGCGCAAGACAAGGACUUUGAUUCCGAUACUGCCACAGAAAAUGAGAGAAACGAAAGUGACAAUGAUAUUGAUAUAGAUGAUACGAUACAGGAAGAAGCGGCUGAAGAGAUGGCAAACACUAAGGCAGAUGUAUCGUCACCCUUGCAACAAACACAACCAGAGUAUAAACAGACGUCUACAACACGUACAGCGACGAGACGCAAAGCUAACAAAACGGACGAAUUUGAUUCGUCUGAUGAGAGUGAUGAUAACAAGUCAAUACCUACGGCAACCCAGAAACAAGCCUCUCCUGAGCAUGUGAAAGAAUCUCAAAAGAUAAGUACACCUAGUUUUAUAAAGCAAGAAGUCAAAGAAGAGAAUGUCGAUGAAAAUGCCACAUCACAUAAUGAAAAAAAUCUAGCAACCUCAAGUCCAACUACAAAGCGGCAAUUGCACGAAACGAGGGUGGUCUCGAAAGAUGAAAAGAGGCGGAGUCAUGAUAAUGCUUUUGACAGUGGUUCUGAUAGUGAUGCACAUCAUGAAGACGGACCUGUCAAGAAAGUCAAACACGAAGCUGAACCACAUGAAUUGAAAGGUCAGGAUGCAGAGGUCGAGUCUAUUAAACACUACGAAAAGUCAUCGCAAGAGCAGUCACAGGAUCUUGAUAAUACGCAUACCUCUGUUCCAAUUGAAGAAGUAUCAAUAGAGGGUAGCGACAAACCUGAGAACCCUCUUUUGAAUGUUGUUGUUUACAUUGAUGAUUACGAGAAUGCGAUUGAAAAUGAUCUAUUUCCAAGGCCAUCCAUAACGACUGAGAUAGACUGGUCGGUAGUUAAGGACCGGAUAACAAACCUCGGUGGUAAAAUUGGAGAAUUAGAUGAUGACAUGUUGACGCAUAUUGUGAUCGACUCAAGAGACAAGGCCCGAGUUGAGGAGUUGUUCGACAGGACUAAACAACCAAGAUACCGGAAACUAGUUAGUAUUGAUUGGGUUAAUAGCUGCUACGAGAAUAAGAGCUUUGUUGAUGAAUCAUUGUAUAAAAUAACGUUGUGAUUUUAUUUUAUUAAUAAGCGG
Molecule: messenger RNA, 3485 nt
Organism: Wallemia mellicola CBS 633.66
Lineage: Eukaryota; Fungi; Basidiomycota; Wallemiomycetes; Wallemiales; Wallemiaceae
Product: ATP-dependent DNA ligase
Exons: 16
Coding region: 57-3464 (1135 amino acids)
Biological process (GO): nucleotide-excision repair, DNA gap filling; DNA recombination; double-strand break repair via nonhomologous end joining
Cellular component (GO): DNA ligase IV complex
Molecular function (GO): DNA binding; DNA ligase (ATP) activity; ATP binding
Source: RefSeq, a predicted model, not a curated record